Molecule: messenger RNA, 1878 nt
Organism: Necator americanus (New World hookworm)
Lineage: Eukaryota; Metazoa; Nematoda; Chromadorea; Rhabditida; Ancylostomatidae
Exons: 17
Coding region: 1-1878 (625 amino acids)
Source: RefSeq, a predicted model, not a curated record
AUGCUUUUCAGUGGCGUCGUUCUCGUCAUCAUCGUCAGCCUACCAAUCGAUGAGCCCGUCAACGUUGUGUUGUUGUUAGCCGAACGAACGUACCGGACCGGGACCAGAACAUGGACGAAUGUGUUCGCCAUUCGGGUAAGUUUCACUUAUGCUCAACUUCUCCUCAGCAGCAGACCUCCGGUCAUGAACAAAACCAGCAACGUUCCAGACAUGUCGUAUGAAACCGCCGAGGAGCUCGAUGAUCCAUCCUAUGGUCACCUUCGAUUCCAAUUAUCUGUUGACGAUGCUGCUUUAAAUGAACACCGUGUCAAGCCGGGCAGGAGCGAAUUCCAAUACGGACACUUUGUUUUCAACAUUCAACAGAUCAAAAAGGAUGAAACUCGACUUGCUCUCCUUUCUUGCACAACAUCAUCAGAUUACGAAUGGUACUUGAACACUCAAAUGCGAAUCAAGACAGGAACGAUGGAUUCUUCUGCGCUGAAGGUGGUUGACAAGGAUGUAUUUGUGUUCUAUCCCAAAUGCGAACCAGUUUCUGUUGAAGUCAUGAAUAAUGAGAUUGCAACUGUGAAGUUUGAGCUACGAAUUCUAAACAAGCUGAUCCAGUCGCUACCAAAAUUUGAUGAAGGGGACCAUACAAUUCGUUUCGAAGACGGAUCAACGAUAAAAGUCUACAAACAUCUGCUAGCAUUGUACUCUCCUUAUAUCAAGAAAUGCACGGAAGACUCUGUUCUCACAUGCAUAGAGAGAUUUCCGAGGGAAGCGUUCAUUGAAAUGUUAUAUCAUAUCUAUCCCACUUUGCGCCCCAUCUAUCGUAAUAUAUCUAAUCUUGCGAAAGCAGCUGUCGCGUUUCAAGCUGAUCCACUGGUAUAUGCAUUGUCGAUGCAUGUCGUUGAAUUCAAUAUAAGACCUAUGUCGUUGGAGCAAAAACUGCGAUCAGCAAUCGAUCUUGAUUUGUGUCCAGCAGUAGAAGAACUCGUGUACAGAGCUGCACAAGACGGUAUUUGGGGCCAUUUAAUUAAACUUGGUUUCGAACCAGAGGCAUUCUUUGGUCCUGAAAUCUACAAAAAAGUUGUAUGUCCGGCUGUUAUGGCGGGUCGCCAAAAUGAUUACGGAGAACCUUUUACACCAUCUCCAUAUAAGCAGCCAGAUUUCUUCAGUGAGGAGUCACGAAAGGAUAAAAGCAACGUUGGCGUCCUAUUUCGGAACACCCCGUUCUAUGUGAAUAGAGGUAUUCUUGCCGUGCACGGUAUGACGAAAUUAACCCUUAAUUCAAAUGGGUUUCUGCAAGCGUUAUUCACACGUGAAAUGGAAGAGCAGUGCGCUAAAAGCAAGAUUAUACCAGGCGAAGUGUUAGUGUCGUUAUUCUGCUCAUUAUAUCCUCUUGGUCCAGCAAUUCCCCUUAAUUUCCUAAAAGCUGCGAUAGUUUUUUGUCACGAUCACGACUGGCAUCAUGCAAAACACAAAUUGGAGCAGAUCCUCAUGCAGAAACCACCAGACACAUGUGACGAAUACCGCGAUCAGUUUAUCUUCGCAGAGACAUUUAAUCUCCGGAAUAUGCUGACCGUGUCGGUUCAAAGAGCAGAAGGAAGCUGUAAUGGAUUUGCGAACGAACUGAUCAAGCGGGAUGACUUUAAGAUGAUUUCUUCGGCAACUAGAGAUCUCAUCAUGGAUCGAAUAUGCAGCGGUUGGGGAUUAGAGCCGAAGAAUGUGAAUCGAUUGGCAACCAGAGAACCAACCUCAUUUCGUGAGCGUCAAGUAGGCUUGGUUCGCGGUGGACCACGUGAAUUUGAGGACGAACCCAAUGCGGCAACGAUGGCCGACAUGUUAUCGGAUUACUAUUUCGGUCCUGUGGAAGAGAUAUGUGUAGUGAACAACUGA